Arachis ipaensis is the source of this 2616-nucleotide messenger RNA. RefSeq names its product pectinesterase. Gene Ontology annotation, molecular function: pectinesterase activity; enzyme inhibitor activity. Gene Ontology annotation, biological process: cell wall modification. The record is from RefSeq and is a predicted model, not a curated record. Lineage: Eukaryota; Viridiplantae; Streptophyta; Magnoliopsida; Fabales; Fabaceae.
UCCUCAUUCCAUUCUACAUCAAACAUUAUUCUAAUUAAGGUUGUGUGUGCUCUCACCCACAAGACAUGGCAAUAAUCAACAUCGCAUAUGCAUGCUUCUUGUUAACAACGUGACUAUGUGCCUAUAAAUCCCCAUCAUCAUUCCAACCCUAAACACAAACACACAAACUCUCUUCACACAUCAUAUUCACUAACUCAACUCUCAAAGCUUGCAAGCUAAAUUAUUCAUUCUCAAUAACACACCGUAAUACAAUAAUGAAAAUCCCAUCAAUGCCAUCAUCACCCUCCUUCUCCUUUGUUCUCUUCCUUUUAUUCCUCAUUGUACCAUUACUACAAGCCCAACAACAAUCUCCAUCAAAAAACGCCCCUCCUCCUCCUCCUCCUCCUCCUCCUACUUCAUUGCCUCCGCCUGCUUCGGCUCAAAAACAUUUUCCUCCUCCACCUCCACCUUCUUCUUCGACUCGAAAAGAUGCUCCACCUCCUCCUCCUCCUUCACUGCCUCCACCUGCUUCGGCUCUAAAAUAUUUCCCUCCUCCACCUCCAACUUCUUCUCCACCUCCUCCUUAUUUUCCUCGAAAAUAUGCUCCUCCUCCUCCACCUUCCCCUUCCUCUCAUCCCUCGCCUUCUCCAGCUCCAAUGCUUACCCCUCCUUCUCCGCCUUCAAAACACUCCCCUCCUCCGUCUCCACUACCACCUUCUACCUCUUCAGCUCCUCCCUCUCCUUCUCCAGUUUCUCCUCCUCCUUCUCCUUCCUCCAAAGAAGCCUGCCAGUCUACACUGUACCCAAAACUCUGCCGCUCCAUUCUAAAAUCCAUUCGCUCGUCACCAUCCGAUCCAUACAACUUAGGGAAAUUCUCCAUCAAACAAAGCCUCAAAAAAGUCAAGAAGCUCGCAAAAGCGUUCGAUGACUUCCUCCACCACAAGUCGUCUUCUUACCUCAACCAAGCCGAGAUCUCGGCUCUCGACGACUGCCGCGACCUCAACCAACUCAACGUAGACUACCUCCAAACCGUCUCCGACAACCUCAAAUCUGCGACCUCAUUAGACAGCAAUAGAAAUGAGGAAUUGGUAGAGGACAUCGAAACGUAUCUCAGUGCGGUGGCUACUAACCACUACACUUGCUAUGAUGGGUUGGUGGCGGCGAAGAGUAACAUCGCAGACGCGCUCGCGGUGCCUCUGAACGAUGUGAAGCAACUGUAUAGUGUGUCGCUUGGGUUGGUUACGGAGGCUCUGAACAAGAAUAGGAAGAAGCAUAAGACAAGAAAGCAUGGUCUCCCUACUAAUGACUACAAAGUUAGACAGCCUCUGAAGAAGCUCAUUAAGUUUCUUCACACAACAACUAAUAAUAGUUGCAAAGAAUCAUCAUUCAAUUGUACAAGGAAAAGCGAAAGGAUUCUUGAGGAAAGCAAUAACAACAGCAAAGGAAUUCUACUGAACAGCUAUGUGAUUGUGAGCAUUGAUGGGACAGGGAACUUCACUUCCAUUGGAGACGCCAUUGCUUUUGCUCCGAACAAUUCAAGAUCAGAAGAUGGCUAUUUCCUUAUCUAUGUCACAGAAGGGUGCUACGAGGAAUAUGUCACUAUCCCCAAACAAAAGACUAACAUUUUGCUUGUUGGAGAUGGUAUCAAUAAGACUGUCAUCACAGGGAAUCAUAGUGUCAUAGAUGGUUGGACAACUUUCAAUUCUUCAACUUUUGCUGUUUCUGGAGAUAGAUUCAUGGCAGUAGAUAUUACAUUCAGAAACACAGCUGGCCCUGAGAAGCACCAAGCAGUAGCACUUAGAAGCAACGCUGAUCUCUCCACAUUCUACCGAUGCAGUUUUGAAGGAUAUCAAGACACACUCUACGUUCACUCUCUCAGACAAUUUUACAGAGAAUGUGACAUCUAUGGAACGGUAGACUUCAUCUUUGGUAACGCAGCCGUAGUUUUCCAGAGCUGCAACAUCUACGCAAGAAAGCCAAUGACUAACCAGAAAAACUCCGUCACGGCGCAAGGCCGGACGGAUCCAAACCAAAACACCGGAAUCUCAAUCCAAAAUUGCACCAUCCAGGCCGCCCCUGACUUGGCGGCCGACGUGGAAUCCACGCCGAAUUACUUAGGUAGGCCGUGGAAAGAGUACUCGAGGACGGUUUAUAUGCAGUCAUAUAUUGGUGACUUGAUUAGCCCUUCUGGAUGGUUAGAGUGGAAUGGGACCGUUGGGUUAGACACACUCUUCUAUGGUGAAUUUAAUAACUAUGGUCCUGGUGCUGGUACAAGUAACAGAGUAAAAUGGAAGGGUUACAACUUGUUGAAUGCUACUCAAGCUUGGAAUUUCACUGUUCUUAAUUUUACCUUGGGAGAUACAUGGCUUCCUUACACUGAUAUACCAUACACUGCAGGCCUAGAAGAUUAAUUAGAUUGCUAUCAUUUUACAUACUGAAUAUUGAAUUUGAUUUUUUAUUUGUUAUAUGCAAUAUGUAGACAUGUAGCUAUUGUGACGAGAAAUCAAAGUUAUCUUUUGAAAAAGGAAAGGGAGCAACAUAUUUUUAACACAAAAUGAUUAAUGAUGGUGCUGAUAUCGAUACAAGAAACUAUUGAAAUAAUGACUGGUUUAUAACCGAUUAAAAUUUUAUGUAUGA